UGUGAGUAGGUAGCAGAGAGCUCCAGCCAUUUGGAGACUCGAGAGCUCGUUCAUUCGUCUCAAGUUCUCUCCUCCUCCACUACUACCACCACCACCGAUUCCUCCUCCUCCCCUCCAAACCCAACCGCAGAGCGACAUGGAGACCGUCGAUGCCAGUGCCCAUUACCAAGGCGUUAUCGAGGACAAACCCUCCAUCCUCGUCGUAAUUCUCGACACGAACCCUUUCGCCUGGGCAACACUACACGAUGAACUACCACUCCAGACCGCACUAUCGCACAUCCUCCUCCUCCUAAACGCGCACCUCAGCUUCUCACACGGAAACCAAGUAGCCGUAAUCGCCUCGCACACCAAAACCGCGUCCUUCCUCUACCCGGUACCUCCCUCCAGCACGCCAACGUCCACCCCCAGCCUACCCGCCGCCGACCCACUACGCGAUGCGAACAAAUACCGUCUCUUCGCGCAAAUCGAGCACACCGUACAAACCUCCCUGCGGACGCUCCUUUCCUCAACCGCAGCCACAACCCUCGAGGGCACCAGUGAAACAAUGAUGUCCGGCGCGCUGUCGCUCGCGCUAGCUUACAUCCACCGGAGCACAACCGACCUCUCGCCCACCACCGGCGCUACUACUACCGCGUCGGCUCCGCGAGCGGGGGAUGUGGGAUCUGCAGGACCGUCGAUGACCGCUAGGAUGCUCGUCGUCUCCGUCUCCGGUGACCUGGCGAACCAAUAUGUCUCAGUGAUGAACAGCAUCUUUGCCGCCCAACGGCUACGGGUGCCGAUCGAUAUCUGUAAGAUCGCCGGAGACACGGUAUUUCUUCAGCAGGCGUCGGAUUCGACCGGUGGGAUUUAUAUGCAAUUGCAGCAUCCUAGGUCGUUGCUGCAAUACCUUUUGUCCUGCUUCAUCUCAGAUCCAGCGACCCGCCGCCAUCUGAUCCCCCCAAGCCAGAUCAACGUCGACUUCCGCGCCGCAUGUUUUUGCCACAAGCGAGUGGUAGAUAUCGGAUUCGUGUGCUCGAUAUGCCUGUCUAUAUUUUGCUCUCCCCCGAAGGGUGCGAUAUGCACUACGUGUAGCAAUAAGCUAGAUGUUACUGCGCUGGGCAAUUACGGGGGUAAACCGGCGGUGGUGCUCAUGAAGAAAAAGAAGAUUAAGAAGGGGAAGAAAGGUUUGAGUGAGGGCGGCUCGCCGGUUUGUGCUUAGCCUGGAAGUCCAUGGAUAGAGGACUUGCAGUCUAUGCUGCGAAGUAUGGGUCAUAUGUGACCGUCUUUUGGGCCUCGAGAUGGCCAUUCAAAUCAUUGUUCACGGUACCU
Molecule: messenger RNA, 1308 nt
Organism: Tricharina praecox
Lineage: Eukaryota; Fungi; Ascomycota; Pezizomycetes; Pezizales; Pyronemataceae
Product: TFIIH subunit Tfb4/p34
Exons: 4
Coding region: 137-1198 (353 amino acids)
Biological process (GO): regulation of DNA-templated transcription; nucleotide-excision repair
Cellular component (GO): transcription factor TFIIH holo complex; transcription factor TFIIH core complex
Source: RefSeq, a predicted model, not a curated record